UCCCUGCCGCCGCCGAGUCGCGCGAAGGCGGAAGGUCACGUGCAGUCAAGAUUCAGCUACAAUCGUAAUCCACCGCCAUGGCCGAGGAAGGCAUUGCUGCUGGAGGUGUAAUGGACGUUAAUACUGCUUUACAAGAGGUGCUGAAGACCGCCCUCAUCCACGAUGGCCUAGCACGUGGAAUUCGCGAAGCUGCCAAAGCCUUAGACAAGCGCCAGGCCCAUCUUUGUGUGCUUGCAUCCAACUGUGAUGAGCCUUUGUAUGUCAAGUUGGUGGAGGCCCUUUGUGCUAAACACCAAAUCAACCCAAUCAAGGUUGAUGACAACAAGAAACUAGGGGAAUGGGUAGGCCUCUGUAAAACUGACAGAGAGGGAAAACCCCGUAAAGCGGUUGGUUGCAGCUGUGUGGUGGUUAAGGACUAUGGCAAAGAGUCUCAGGCGAAGGAUGUCAUCGAGGAAUACUUCAAGUGCAAGAAAUGAAUAAACUUGGUUCUU
This is a messenger RNA of Zalophus californianus (California sea lion), 491 nucleotides long. RefSeq names its product 40S ribosomal protein S12-like. The record is from RefSeq and is a predicted model, not a curated record. Gene Ontology annotation, molecular function: structural constituent of ribosome. The coding region runs from base 78 to 476 and encodes 132 amino acids. Gene Ontology annotation, biological process: translation. NCBI's taxonomy places the organism in Eukaryota, Metazoa, Chordata, Mammalia, Carnivora, Otariidae. Gene Ontology annotation, cellular component: ribosome; cytosolic small ribosomal subunit. The transcript has a single exon.